CUGGCGCUCGGCGCGCUCUUCGUGGGCGCGCCCGCCGCGCGAGGCCCGCGGGGCCGGGCCACCGCGCGCCGCGUGGGCACGGACUACCUGCUGCGCAACGGCCCCAAGGACGCCGACGGCCCGCCCGUGACCCAGAAGUCCCGCUACCCGGGCGACCCGCAGGGUCAGGCCUUUGUUGCCGGCGUGCAGCCUGGCUGGUCCGUGAAGACGGUGAACGGUCAGGACGUCACCAGCGUCCCCUUUGGAGCCAUCAUGGAGAUGCUGGACGACGAGGUCCUGGACCCCGUCGCGGCGCUCUCCCUGAAUGUGAAGGGAGAUGCCUCUCAGAGUAGCGGGUCCUCAGACAUGGCUGGCGCGGGCAUGACAGACUUCGGUGUUUCCAAGGCGGAGGUCCCGAUCACGGUCGAGUACUCGUCUCGUUGA
Messenger RNA from Prorocentrum cordatum, 423 nucleotides. NCBI's taxonomy places the organism in Eukaryota, Dinophyceae, Prorocentrales, Prorocentraceae. The record is from the annotation of a GenBank genome assembly.